CCCGCCCCGUUAGGCGACGAGCCGCCAAGGGGAGGGGACAGCCAAGCAGGCAGGAAGCUGCAGCUUAAAAGGGCAGCCUGCGCCCAACCCUUCCUCCCUGGGUCUCCGGUCUCCGGUCUCCCAGCGCCCCUCUCCUAGCGGUCCGCUCGCCUCCUCGCCUCCGUCCGCCGCCAUGUACCGCCGCCUGGGCGAAGCGCUGCUGCUGUCCCGCUCCGGGCCCGCCGCGCUGGGCUCGGCCGCCGCCGACCCGGCCGCGCUGCUGGGCUGGGCCCGCGGGCCGCCCGCCGCCGCCCCGCCGGCCGGGCUCGCGCCGCCCCCCCGGCGCCACUACAGCGAGGCGGCGGCCGACCGGGAGGACGACCCCAACUUCUUCAAGAUGGUGGAGGGCUUCUUCGACCGCGGGGCCAGCAUCGUAGAGGACAAGCUGGUGGAGGACCUGCGGACUCGGGACAGCGAGGAGCAGAAGCGGAACAGGGUGCGCGGCAUCCUGCGGAUCAUCAAGCCCUGCAACCAUGUGCUGAGCGUCUCCUUCCCCAUCCGGCGCGACAACGGCUCCUGGGAGGUCAUCGAGGGCUACCGGGCCCAGCACAGCCAGCACCGCACGCCUUGCAAGGGAGGUAUCCGUUACAGCACUGAUGUAAGUGUAGAUGAAGUAAAAGCUCUGGCUUCUCUGAUGACAUAUAAGUGUGCAGUGGUGGAUGUGCCAUUUGGGGGUGCUAAAGCCGGUGUUAAGAUCAAUCCCAAGAGCUACACGGAUAAUGAAUUGGAAAAGAUCACAAGGAGGUUCACCAUGGAACUAGCAAAGAAGGGUUUUAUUGGUCCUGGCAUUGAUGUGCCUGCCCCGGACAUGAGCACCGGCGAGCGGGAGAUGUCCUGGAUCGCUGACACCUAUGCCAGCACCAUAGGGCACUAUGAUAUUAAUGCACAUGCCUGUGUAACUGGUAAACCCAUCAGUCAAGGUGGCAUCCACGGGCGCAUCUCUGCCACUGGCCGUGGUGUUUUCCAUGGGAUUGAAAAUUUCAUCAAUGAAGCAUCUUACAUGAGCAUUUUAGGAAUGACACCAGGAUUUGGGGAUAAGACAUUUGUUGUGCAGGGAUUUGGUAAUGUAGGCCUGCACUCUAUGAGGUAUCUACAUCGUUUUGGUGCUAAAUGUGUUGGUGUUGGUGAAUCUGAUGGGAGUAUAUGGAAUCCAGAUGGUAUCGACCCAAAGGAACUGGAAGAUUUCAAAUUGCAACAUGGAUCGAUUCUGGGCUUCCCCAAGGCAAAGGUGUAUGAGGGAAGCAUCCUGGAAGCUGACUGCGACAUCCUGAUCCCUGCUGCCAGCGAGAAGCAGCUGACCAAGUCCAAUGCACCCAGAGUCAAAGCCAAGAUCAUUGCUGAAGGUGCCAACGGACCAACCACUCCAGAAGCUGAUAAGAUUUUCCUAGAGAGGAACAUUAUGGUUAUUCCAGAUCUCUACUUGAAUGCUGGAGGAGUGACAGUGUCUUAUUUCGAGUGGCUGAAGAAUCUAAAUCAUGUCAGCUAUGGCCGAUUGACCUUCAAAUAUGAAAGAGAUUCUAACUACCACUUACUCAUGUCUGUUCAAGAGAGUUUAGAAAGAAAAUUUGGAAAGCAUGGUGGAACAAUUCCUGUUGUGCCCACAGCAGAGUUCCAGGACAGGAUAUCGGGUGCCUCAGAGAAAGACAUCGUGCACUCUGGCUUAGCCUACACCAUGGAGAGGUCUGCCCGGCAAAUUAUGCGUACAGCCAUGAAGUAUAACCUGGGCUUGGAUCUGAGAACAGCUGCCUAUGUCAACGCCAUUGAGAAAGUCUUCAAAGUCUACAAUGAGGCCGGCGUGACUUUCACAUAGAUGGAUCAUGGCUCCCUUCCUCACCCUCUUCACCCAUAACUUCUGCCGACCUAUCACAAGUUUACAUGUAACCACAGAAAUCUCUGUCUCUCAUGACUAGUUAGAUAAAGGACACUGUUCUCAACAAGUCAAUCCAAAUCAGCCCCUUAAGAAAGAAAUUAAGUUUAGAGGAUCAUGUACAAAUGAGUGUAAAAGUAUAAAUCACUUAAGCUAGAGAGCCACUUAAUAAAAGUCUCUCCCACCCAGCUUUGCUGUCUCAUUCCAGGCUCGUCCCCACAGGGUCAGUGCUUUUGCCUUUCCUAGCAGAGAACCUGGCACAUGACUCUUGACAUGUUAAGAAGUAAUACAUGGCAUUUUCAGAAGGUGGCAUGGUCCUCAGUUACUGGUAUUGUACAUCAGCAAAACCAGAAUGAAAGCUGUUUCUCUUAAUGCAUUUUAUUCUUUCAGAAUAAAAUAAGAACAUGCUGCUGUAAUAAUAUUGCCUUUAAUUACUUAAUCAGCCUAACCUUGACGCAAGCAGUGAAAGCCUAUAAACAUAGUAAAUGAUGAAAGCUAGUAUUUUUAUAACAUAAAACGGCAUCAUUUGUAGUUUAUCAGUCAUGUAUUACUGUCCAGCAAAAAAUAGCCCUACAGAGAACUACCUGCUGAUGAGGGAAGGCUAUUUUAGAGAAUUUGCUAAAUAACUACAAUUAUGACAGUCCAAAGAACACAGCAACCUCCUUAUCAUGUUGUUCCCUUUUGAAGAGCUACUGUUGCAUAACUGAACCAUAAUUCAAGUAGAGUGUUCCAGAAAAGAAAAGGAAAAAAAAAACUUUUGAGCUCCCUUUGGAGCCUGGUGGCAUGUGAACCCUUCCAGUGAGUGGCUCCACCGUGUCCUCCUUGUAGAGACUAAUCACACUGCACCCAACUUCAGCAACAGCCUGAGACUGAGGAUUUGAGAGUCACUUGAUCAGGUCCUUUUGAACAGUAGCGUCCUAAUGAACUAAUAGAUAUUAUUUAUGUAAAAAUGAACGCUUUUUUUUAACCAUAUCCUUUCAGAAAUUUCUAACUACUUUGUAACUGCAUGACUUAACCUGGAGAUAAAGAGCAGUUAUUAAAAGCCUACCUUUUUAAAGCCUA
Molecule: messenger RNA, 2968 nt
Organism: Perognathus longimembris pacificus (Pacific pocket mouse)
Lineage: Eukaryota; Metazoa; Chordata; Mammalia; Rodentia; Heteromyidae
Gene: Glud1
Product: glutamate dehydrogenase 1
Exons: 13
Coding region: 173-1849 (558 amino acids)
Biological process (GO): L-glutamate catabolic process
Cellular component (GO): mitochondrion
Molecular function (GO): L-glutamate dehydrogenase (NAD+) activity
Source: RefSeq, a predicted model, not a curated record